Messenger RNA from Anthonomus grandis grandis, 1560 nucleotides. RefSeq names its product probable cytochrome P450 4d14. The transcript is spliced from 10 exons. The record is from RefSeq and is a predicted model, not a curated record. The coding region runs from base 31 to 1497 and encodes 488 amino acids. NCBI's taxonomy places the organism in Eukaryota, Metazoa, Arthropoda, Insecta, Coleoptera, Curculionidae. Gene Ontology annotation, molecular function: heme binding; monooxygenase activity; oxidoreductase activity, acting on paired donors, with incorporation or reduction of molecular oxygen.
UAGUUAUCUGGAGAUUUUCAUAAAAGAAAGAUGAUUUUAUUAUUUUAUUAUUUAAUUUUAUGUUUAACUUUAUAUUGUAUAUUAUUUUACAUGGUCAACUGGAAGUAUAUUCUAUUUUCUUUUAAAACAAAUGGCUGGUAUAUCCCUGUCAUACCGCUCUUUGGAAAUGCCUAUAUUAGUCUUCUUAGUGGGUUUCGAGUAAACCUAAUCGCAUUUGUAAUAUGGCUACAUAAAAAUAUUGGUUUUCCUGCUACCUUGUGGUUUGGACAAGACUUUCUCUACUUUACAGCAGAUGUCAAUGAAGUCAAAACAGUGUUAAACCAUCGUAAUUGCCGAAACAAGGCUGUCCUUUACGAAAAAUUUAAACUUCUUUUUGACAAAGCUAUAAUGUUUAUUCCCCAUGAGCUUUGGAAACCUCGUCGACAACACUAUGCGCCAAAUUACAAGCCGACUAUUCUUAGGCACCAGUUGCCAGUAUUCUAUGAAAGAAGCUGUGAGAUGGUCAAGGAAUUAAGACAAAAGUCCAGUGUUCCUGAUCUGUUUAUAUUUUUUGGUGGUCAUACGUUUGUUAAUUUUUUUUUAACCAGCGUGGGAAUUGAGCCAAAUAAAGUGCUUUUAAACAUGGAAAGGUUGGCUGAACUGUUGCAAGAGGCUCGCAUUUUGGGUCACAGUCUGCAAUUUAAUCCUGCCCUUUCUGAAGGAGUGUGGCUUAAAUUCCAUCCUGAUGGAAGAGCAAUAAAAGGAGUUUUGAAUGAAAUAAAUAAAUAUAUUAACUUAACCACGGCACAAAGAAGACAACAGCACCAAGAGGACAAUUUAAACAAGGAAACGAGUCUCUUGGAUCUUAUGUUUACCCUGUUUGAGUCUGAUCCAUCGCGUAAUGAAAUAAUACCCAGAGAGCUCUUUUUCUUUCUAGCUGCUGCCACUGAUACAACUGCAUGUUCUCUUGCAUUUAUCAUGACUCUUUUGGGAAUGCAUCCAGACGUGCAGGAGAAAGUGUUUAAAGAAGUACAACGAGAGCUGGGUUAUGAGGAAAUCACUUAUGAUGGCUUAUCAAAUUUAAAAUAUACAGAAGCAGUGAUUUGCGAAUCAUUAAGAGUGCUUCCUGUAAUACCGAUAAUAGGACGUAUUUGUGAUGGUGAUCUUACACUUGGUACAAAAACACUUCCUGAAGGAACUUCGAUCAUGAUAAGCGUCUUUCACGUUCACAGAGAUCCAAAAUUAUGGCCAAAUCCAUUACAGUUUAAUCCAGAUAGAUUUUUACCGGAAAAUCAACAUUUAAUAAAACAUGGUUCAUUUUUACCUUUUUCAUUAGGUUCUAGAGAUUGUAUUGGUAAACCUCAAGCCAUGAUUGCAAUGAAAACCACUGUGGCCAAUAUUGUCAGAAAUUUGAAAAUAACCUCUAGUCAUAAGUCUAUUGAAGAAUUUCAAUUGGAUUCCUUUAUUGAUAUGAGAACAACCCAUCAGUUGGAUUGUCAUUUUACUCCAAGAACAUAAUAGGAAAUUUUUAUUUGCAACUUAUGGGUUAUGAAUUUAAAUUAAAUGUUCUAUUUAAGCAUA